GGCCCUCUGUUUACAAUGUUUUUGUGUGGUUUCAGGGCUGUAUGGCCGUGUUGUAGCAACAGUGUCUCCCGUUUGAGGACCUCCUUGUCCUUUCCCUGGAUCUCUGCCUCUCCAAGUGCAGCAUGGGCCUACUGCGGCCGGCGGAGCCUCCCUUUCCCCGCGCCUCUCGUUGCCCCGAGGCCAGCUUCCUCGGCCUCUGCGCGGGCCCUGGAGGCUGGACCGGGCGGGGAGGGAGCUGGGCUUCCGGGAGGGAAGGAAGGAGGGAGGGAGGGAGGCGGGGAGGGAGCCGUAGGCCGCGAGUGCCACGGUGUCUCCCUAUCUCUCUGUCUUCUCUCGUCCUACGAGGCUGAGGCGGAGAGAGAGGCAACCGAGAGAGGCCCGGCGCCCGCGCAUGCAGCCCUCACCCUGGAGCCCGAGCGGCCGAGGCGGCGGCGCAUCGAGGAGCUCUCCAGGGCCUCCCGGCAACGUCUGCUCCAGUCCAGGGACAGGAUGUUCUCCAAGUUUACCUCCAUCCUGCAGCACGCAGUUGAGGCGCUUGCGCCAUCUCUUCCAUUACAAGAAGAUUUUGUUUACCACUGGAAGGCAAUUACACAUUACUACAUAGAAACAUCAGAUGAUAAAGCCCCUGUGACUGAUACCAACAUACCAUCUCACCUGGAGCAGAUGUUGGAUAUUUUAGUUCAGGAAGAAAAUGAAAGAGAAUCUGGAGAGACUGGGCCUUGCAUGGAAUAUCUGCUUCAUCACAAGAUCUUAGAGACUCUGUAUACUCUAGGCAAGGCUGAUUGUCCUCCAGGCAUGAAACAACAAGUUUUAUCUUUUUAUACAAAACUUUUGGGAAGAAUACAGCAGCCUCUGCUUCCACACAUAAAUGUACACAGACCUGUGCAGAAAUUAAUCAGACUUUGUGGUGAAGUCCUGGCAACACCCACAGAAAAUGAAGAGAUCCAUUUUCUUUGCACAGUGUGUGCAAAGUUGAAACAAGAUCCAUACUUGGUUAACUUCUUCCUUGAGGUGAUUCACGAUCCUGUCCUGCAUGCUCCUAGGAGGCAGAACAAGCUAAAAGGACUGGCUUCCAAAGGCACAGCAAGCUUAAUUGCAGAAGACAUGCUAAAAGGCCAAGAUUCGGUGACAACAGAUACAGGGCAGGCUCUUCAGCCUGGAGAAACAUCAAGUGGAGCAGAUCAAGCAGAGAGAGAGAAUGACCUUCCUGAGCAGGCAGAUGACCUGUCCACAAGUCUAGAUGAAUUAAACUUUACACCGUCCCCUGGGGCAUUGGCUGUUCCUCCACACGGGGACUAUAAUUUAGUGAAUUCCUUGCUCAAUCUCACCAAAAGCCCAGAUGGCCGAGUAGCUGUGAAAGCUUGUGAAGGUCUCAUGCUUCUUGUGAGUUUACCUGAGCCAGCAGCUGCCAAAUGUUUAAGUGAAAAUACAUGCUUAUGUGAACUGCUGACAGACCGGCUGGCCUCUCUCUACAAAGCCCUUCCUCAGUCGAUGGAUCCCUUGGAUAUUGAAACAGUGGAAGGAGUUAACUGGGGCUUGGAUUCCUACAGCCACAAAGAAGAUGCAUCUGCAUUUCCUGGCAAAAGAGCUCUGAUUUCAUUUCUAUCCUGGUUUGAUUACUGUGAUCAGCUCAUUAAGGAAGCACAUAAGACAACUGCUGUUGCCAUGGCACGCUCAGUGCAGAAACGUUUUUUUGGUGGUGUAAUGGAACCCCAGCUAAUGCAAACUUCAGAGAUUGGGAUUCUAACAUCUACUGCCCUGCUGCAUCGCAUCAUUCGUCAAGUCACUUCAGACGCCUUGAUGCAUGAAAUAGUAUACUUUAUCCUUGGAGAACAGAGAGAGCCAGAAAAACAGGCAGACAUCAACAGACAUCCAUUACGACAUCGCUUAAUUGAGCACUGCGAUCACAUCUCAGAUGAGAUCAGCAUAAUGACUCUCAGAAUGUUUGAGCACCUUUUGCAAAAACCAGAUGAACACAUUCUUUAUAAUUUGGUUCUUAGAAAUUUAGAGGAGAGGAACUAUACGGAAUAUAAACCACCCUGCCAAGAAGAUAAGGAUGUGGUAGAGAACGGCCAGAUAGCAGGAGCUGUAGAUCUGGAAGAAGAUCCCUUAUUUACUGAUCUUUCUCCCAAUACCAUGUUGUCAAACCAAGAGUGGCUUAGUGCUUCACCAUCUGCCAGUCCGGACCAUUCAAAAAAUGAUGGGAAGACUGAAGUUCAUAAAAUUGUAAAUAGUUUUCUUUGUCUUGUACCAGAUGAAGCCAAAUCUUCCUACCAUGUGGAGGGCACAGGGUAUGAUACCUACCUCAGAGAUGCCCAUCGACAAUUUCGAGACUAUUGUGCCAUAUGCUUACGAUGGGAAUGGCCAGGCUUUCCUAAACCUCUGGAAAAGUGCAAUUUAGAAUCUGCGUUCUUUGAAGGAUAUUUUUUGAAAGUUCUCUUCGAUAGAAUGGGAAGAAUUCUGGAUCAGCCGUAUGAUGUCAAUCUACAAGUCACAUCUGUGUUGUCCAAGCUCUCCUUGUUUCCACAUCCGCACAUCCAUGAAUACCUUUUGGAUCCUUAUGUAAAUCUGGCUUCUGGCUGCCGCUCUCUUUUUUCAGUAAUUGUCAGGGUUGUUGGGGAUCUCAUGGUGAGGAUACAACGCAUACCUGAUUUCACACCAAAACUUCUACUGGUCAGGAAGCGUCUCCUUGGCUUAGAACCUGAAGGCCCUAUUGUUGACCACAUGACAUUACUUGAAGGUGUGAUUGUACUAGAAGAAUUUUGUAAAGAGCUGGCUGCCAUUGCGUUUGUGAAGUACCAUGCCUCGUCCACACCUUAAGUAUCCAAACUGUUAGAUUGUCCCAUAUUUCAAGCAGGGGAAAAACAGAUAACUUUUCCUGGGCAAGAAAGUGAAAAGCAAAUGUCGGCAUACAUUUGGAGGACUUACGGAAGAUGCAUUUAACUUGUAGUGCUUGUGUCUUAAUUCAUUGGUGAUGACCAUGUGGAUAUAGAACAUGGAUGAUUGAUCCACAACACAAUCAAGGCGAGAUCAACAUAACAGAAAAUGCUUUAAAGGCUGCACACAUCAGGACUUUAGUUCAAAUAGUCUCGUAUUUCAACAACAUUCUGGGAGGUAGACAUUUUUAUUUACUCUAGAGUUCAUAGGCGUUUAAAAGCUCAUUUUAGUCUCUGAUACGAGGCACAUUUUAUCCCUUUAAACAAAAACCAGCAGGUUAUUAAAGCAUUCUAAAUUAUUCAAAAUAACAUUGAAAAGAAAUAAGAAGCCACAAAGGCACACACAGCUUCUUUCUUAUUGGAUGAGUCCAUAAUACAUUAUGUUCUUUCUAUUAUUGGUGUAUCUGUACUAGAGCAGACAAUAAGUAUACUCAAAUUGCUUUUUUUUGGAAUUCUUGUUUGUUCUCUCUUAUUAUGCUGCCUGACUUUAUUUGCCUUCUGUAUCGAACUGAAACCCAGGUUAUUUGAUCUACAUGUCCAUAUAUACCAAUGUGACUGGAAAUUUUAGAUUCUCUGGUAAUCAAUUGGCUGAAGAGUAUCUUGUGCCUUGACUUGAAGUUUUUAUUAGUCUCCAUUUUUACAAUACUGCGUCACUUAGCUCAUUUGAAAAGCGGUAACAUCUAGGUCAAAAGAUAGCUGAUACUUUCUUAUUGCUGAUGCCACUUUUUAAUACUCUCAAUUCAGAUUGUUUCGCAAAUCCUGGAUUGCAAAUUUUGGUCUUGUUUUAACAGGAGUUCCAUUGAAACAAGAAGAACAUAAGAUUGCUUUAGUUCACUGUUGUGAGGCAUCACGCAGAUCGGCCUAAAAGGGAGACUAGAAUAAAUAAAGAUUGAGAGGCCUCGCUUUCUUUUCUCCUAACCUUUUUGCCAUUUCCUCUUUGGCUGAGUACCUUAAACAAGUAGUUAUCUACCUUGAGUUGCACAGUCACUCUGUAUUAUUUUUGCUUCCGUUAGGAAGGAGGAGGGGCAAAUAGGUUCUUUCAACUCAGGAGGAAACCCUUUACCAAUUGUUUGCUUUCCUCCUCUCUUACUCACAUUACAUCAUGGAAGCAUUUAUCUUUGGGGGGGGGCAUUUAAUUUUAAAAUCCUCUAUUUUAAAUAACAUGUUUACAUAAUUGCUGUAUGCUUCAGUUCCCAUUUGGUUUGAUGGAAAUUGAGUUGUAUUUUGUAUCAGUGAUGUACAACCUGUUUUGUACAGUUACAAAGUGGCCCUGAACCGUUUCCAUGGCUGUCAUGUUCUCAUGUAGUAAAACUUCGCUAAACAUGAGGAGAGUGUUGGAAAAUAGAAUAAUUUGGAUACGAUUGCUUACAUUUGUAGGCAUGCUUGAAGAAAACUCAAAUAGAAAAUUAUUGAGUGAAAUAUAGGGCUGCCCUUUUGUCCAAGAAAGGUAUUGUGAAGGAGCAGGUUGACAGAGUAGAUUACUCUGUACUUUGAUCGUCAUGAUCAGAGGCCUGCAGUGUGAGUUUUCUAAAGUAUUCAUGCACCAAAGUUUUUGAAUGCAACUUGAGAAGAUAAAUAUACGGAUCUUCUUCCUGAACAUCAGAUGGACAUUAGGUAAAAGGUAAAGAAUAAUUUUAUGAAAAUGGGCCCAACUGAUAGCUUUUUAAACCAUUUUUAAAAGUGUAAGUAGCAUAGGUUAUUUAAUCAGAUAAUUGUGAUUAAUGCACAUAUGUGUUAAUCUAAGUGUUAUGAAGACAAUGGAGCUUGAGCAAAUACAUCUAUAUCAGUGGUUCUCAACCUUUGGGCUUCCAAAGUUUUAGACUUCAACUCCCAGAAAUCCCAGCCAGUUUACCAGAUGUUAUGAAGUGUGGGAGCUUAAGUCCAAAACACCUGGAGGUCCAAAGGUUGGGAACCACUGAUCUAAAUAAUUUCCAUGCCUAACCCUUUGGGUUACAUUCUUGAGGCCUAGGCACAUGCUAUAACAUGGAUGCUUGAGUUCUCUGUGUUGUUGGUGCUGUAUCUCGGGCCACCUAUUGAAGUCCCACCAUAAUGAAACUUCUUCCAUAAUAAAACAAAGCAAGUGGGAGGCAACCUUAAGCUAUGCUAUUUAAACAUAUAGGGAGAAAUAUUAUCACUGAAACAAACUAUAUUAUUACUGCCUUCUAAUUCAAUACAAUAGCUAUUCAGCUACAUUGUAUCAAAUUUUAAUUUUUUUUGUUUUGGUUAGAGUAUCUGCUUAUUCAAGCAAGAUAUUUAACAUCAAGGUUGUUCCUUUUGCUUUUUAAAUAUCACAAUUGAAAUCCUGAUUGCUCAUACCAUAUGUAUUAAGGAAGUUACAUAAAUAUUCAAGUUAUAUUCUGUUUGCUGGUAAAUUGCAAUGUUGUUUGAAGACGCCACCAUUUUUACAUGUCCAUUUAAGGCUUAAGAUGGCUAUUCCUCUAUUGUAAUAUGUGUCUCAAACCUAGACAUGUUUUUAACCCUUUCUCUUGUCAUGAGAGUUGAUUUCAUGAACUCAUAAGCUAUAGCAGCAACCUUUUAUUUUUGUAAAAGCACAUUGAAAUUCCUUUUCCAAAUAUAAAUUUGUUGAAAUUUAUAAUCUUGUUUUCCAUGCACUUUUACUUUAAGGGUUAGUUGGGUCCUUGUUUGAAUUGAUUGAAUCUAUGCAUGUUAUAACCAUCCUUAUUCUGACUAAUGUGCGUGUGUGUGCAUAGAUGCAUGUAUGGUUAUUUAUUACCUUCCGGUAAACACAGGAGAACAUGUGGUUAAUGAGCAACCACCAUUUGUAAAGAUGUGAGUGGUAACUAUUGGGUAUUUGGUAUACCAUUGCAGAUACAACAGUGUUUAUAUAUGUGAGUGGAUGAGGAAAGUGGGAAUCGUUUGUUUUUAAAAUACAAAUCCAAUUUUAAUUUUUACCCUGAUGCAUGUUUAUGUAAAUAAAAGCACCUUUUCACCUUUC
Molecule: messenger RNA, 5892 nt
Organism: Anolis carolinensis (green anole)
Lineage: Eukaryota; Metazoa; Chordata; Lepidosauria; Squamata; Anolidae
Gene: fhip2a
Product: FHF complex subunit HOOK interacting protein 2A
Exons: 18
Coding region: 16-2820 (934 amino acids)
Source: RefSeq, a predicted model, not a curated record